This is a messenger RNA of Adineta steineri, 214 nucleotides long. The record is from the annotation of a GenBank genome assembly. Lineage: Eukaryota; Metazoa; Rotifera; Eurotatoria; Adinetida; Adinetidae.
AUGAUAUCUUGGCGAAUAGUCAAUGAUUCCUCUUCGUCUGUUUCUGUUCAAAUUUUUCAACGGUAUGCUUGGCGAUAUACUUACUAUAGUCCAUAUUGUACAAAUGCAACUAUUCCAACUGGACAACCUCUUUUAGGUGCAGGUAAUUAUAUUAAUUGUGUUAGUAGUUGUCCAACAGGUUUAUCAACACUUGGAAGUGUUCAAGUUCCUUGCA